This is a messenger RNA of Vicia faba (fava bean), 963 nucleotides long. The record is from the annotation of a GenBank genome assembly. NCBI's taxonomy places the organism in Eukaryota, Viridiplantae, Streptophyta, Magnoliopsida, Fabales, Fabaceae.
AUGGUGAAGCAACAAGGUCUUUAUACCGUAAAGAACAACGAGAUCUAUAAUACAGAUGAAUUUAGAAUGUAUAGUUUCAAAGUAAAACCUUGUUUAAGAACUUAUUUUCAUGAAUGGACCGAGUGUCCCUUUGUUCAUCCAGGGGAAACCGCAAGGCGCCGUGAUCCGAACAAAUAUAACUACACCUGUUUGCCUUGUCCCGAGUUUCAGAAUGGAGGAUCGUGCAGCAAAGGGGAUGCAUGUGAAUAUGCACAUGGUGUUUUUGAAUGCUGGCUUCAUCCUGCUCAUUACAGGACAAAGUUUUGCAAUGAUAAGGUUGGAUGCACCAGAAAAGUUUGUUUCUUUGCUCACAAUCCUGAGGAGCUUCGCCCGGUGUAUGCUUCUACUGGCUCAGGUUUACCUUUACCCACAUCAUAUUCAUCUAGUACUUUUCCAAUUUACCCUUUCACUGUGAAUGCUUUACAACCUGCAUGGAAGCCACCUUUGACUCCAUCUGUAGCAUCACCGCAUGCUGCUGGAACUGAGUGGCAGAUUCAUGCUGCAGUCCCUACCUUUCAGAUGCUCCAACUUGAAUAUCUCUUUAUGUGGAAGCUAAUGAUUGACGAGAUGGCAAGUCUCACAGGAGUGAAUCAUACCAAUACCAACUUUGAAGGCAUUUUCAGGUCGCAGAUACCAUCUCUAACAUCAUUGCAGGUGCAUCAGAAUAGGGGCUAUCCUGCUGAUCUUAUCAAUUCAAAUGUGGUUCAAUCACCACAAAUUAGGGUUGGUCCAUCUGUGUAUCCAAGAUAUGAUGCCUUUUCGAAGCGGAGUCAUUCUGAGCGUCCUUCUACUUCUUCAGCUGCUAUGGAGCCUUCUACCACCUUCCCUGGUUGGGGCUCUCCAGGUAGAAAAUUAGACUGGACCAUCAGCAACAAGGAGCUGAAUAAGAUGAGAAAAUCUUAUUCUUCCGGUUUUCAAAACUGA